This is a messenger RNA of Paraglomus occultum, 2409 nucleotides long. NCBI's taxonomy places the organism in Eukaryota, Fungi, Glomeromycota, Glomeromycetes, Paraglomerales, Paraglomeraceae. The record is from the annotation of a GenBank genome assembly.
AUGGCGAGGCCGCGAAAGACUGUUCUACUAUUCCUCUCAUGGAUAGUGAUAAUGACAGUAAUGGUUCCUAUAUUACUGUCUACCACUGCUGAAGCUUUUGAUGUUCGAUUGUUGUUUAAGAAGGAUUUGAAGCCACCCUCAACUUGUGUUACUCCGCAUAAAGAUCCUAAUGGUGGUGGAAGCGGGUCUGGUGGUGGAAGCGGGUCUGGCAGCGGCGGUGGUUCUGGCAGCGGUGGUGGUGGUUCUGGUAGCGGUGGAGGAGGUGGUUCUGGAAGCGGUGGAGGAGGUGGUUCUGGUAGCGGUGGAGGAGGUUCUGGUAGCGGCGGCGGCGGUGGUGGUUCUGGUAGCGGCGGAGGAGGUUCUGGCAGCGGUGGAGGAGGAGGUUCUGGUAGCGGCGGAGGAGGAGGUUCUGGUAGCGGCGGAGGAGGUUCUGGUAGCGGUGGAGGAGGAGGUUCUGGCAGCGGUGGAGGAGGAGGUUCUGGUAGCGGUGGAGGAGGAGGAGGUAAUGGCGGAGGAGGCAAUGGAGGAGGAGGUAAUGGCGGAGGAGGCAAUGGCGGAGCAGGCAAUGGCGGAGGAGGCAAUGGAGGAGGAGGCAAUGGAGGAGGAGGCAAUGGAGGAGGAGGCAAUGGCGGAGGUAAUGGAGGAGGUAAUGGAGGAGGUAAUGGCGGAGGAGGUUCAACCUCUACAACUACUACUGUUACUACAAGCCAAGGCAACACAGUCACCACCGUCACUUCUGGCACUACCACCAGCAUUAUUUUCAACGGUGAUGCCAUUGACACUACCAUUAUUGAGAGCUUUCCCGCUAGCUCCUAUUCCUCGGUCAACGACUGUCUCUACGCUACUGGUGCACAAAUUAUCCUCAAGUCAGCCAACGAUUCUAGUUACAAUAAUUACCGAUUUGGAGAAAACAUCCGUAUUGAAACAUACCCAUACGCGAUUGCGUUCGCAGUUAACACUUCUCAAGUAGCUGCUCUCGUAGAUUGCUCGGUCAUAUUUGGGAAAAAGCCGGUUCCCCGUUCUGGUGGUCACAGUUACGAGGGAUUUUCAUCACUGUCGGAUUCGAUUGUUAUCGAUCUGAGUCGUAUUGCCUAUGUUUCUGUGGAUACUUCCAGUGGCUUUGCACUUGUUGGAGGAGGAAUGCGCCUUGGUCCUCUAUAUCUUAUCUUAGAAAGUUUCGGGUUUACCAUUCCAGGACCAUUCGUUCCCACAAUUGGUAUUUCUGGGCUAAUUUCUUCCGGCGGUUAUGGACUCGGUACUAGGAAAUAUGGUAUUACGGCAGAUGCAAUAAUCGGGGCCAUUAUUGUCGAUGUUCGUGGAAAUACACUGAGUGUUAGUGCGACAGAGAAUGCAGACAUUUUUUGGGCAAUCAGAGGAGGUGGAGGAGGCGCGUACGGUAUAAUAACACAAUUAAAGAUACAAUUGUCGGCCACUUGGAAAGAUAGUACAGUAUUCAGUUACGAUUAUGACUUUACGUCAGCACCAACUGUGAUAAAAACCUAUUCAGAAUGGAGUGCAACGGCUGCGGCUGAAGUUACAAGUUUUUUGGUCUUUACUGGUGGCGUUAUUCAGUUCCGUGGACACUAUAUUGGAACCGUGGCAGCAGCAACUCCCAUACUUGAUGGAAGCGGUCUGGUUACUAUUCCCAAUAACAAUAAAGUCCUGCAACCAUGUCCGUCCGAACUAUCAAGAUCAUUCUUCCUCGGGGAUAACACAUGUAAAAAUGAGGGAUUACUUAACGUUGGUACUGAUCCGUUUGUUCCGGUCGGUGCUGCUGCUGGAGGUACUGUUACCGCAGGUAUUCUGCCGAAGAUUGCACCAGCUCCUCAGACACCUCGUGAAAACAGCAAAGUCAAAUCAAUAUUCUUCAACUCAUCAUUCACUGUGGAGCAAUCUACUAGUAUCACAACAUUGCUUCAGUCUGCACCGACUGGGGCCAAAGUCGAAUUCUACGGUCUUGGCGGCGUUCUUGCAACUGAAGCUACAGACUUGACAUCCUUUUUCCAUAGAAAAUGGACGCUUCACGUUGUUAUCACUGUUGUACUAACUGGUGAUGCGACAGCAGAUGCAAAUGCCAUUACCUGGAUUAAUCGUUGGGACACUGACAUCAGGACUUUCGCCACCACUUAUUCAUAUAGUGGUUAUGCCGACUUGGAUCUGAAAAAUCCGAUUGUUUCUUACUAUGGGAGCAAUGCGGAUCGCUUGGAGAUUUCAAAAACGAAAGUUGAUCCAACUGACAUAUUCGGUGAUCCACAAUCAAUAAUACCUAAAAUAGUCACCGAAGGAGGUCCACCAUGUAACGGCACCACACCUCCCGGUCCAAGCACGGCUAGUUUGCCGAAUAUAUUGAGCUCUUGGUCUGUUCUCGCUUUGACUCUUAUUACAAUGAUUUUCCCUAUCAUUUUAUAG